This is a messenger RNA of Wallemia mellicola CBS 633.66, 627 nucleotides long. RefSeq lists its product as hypothetical. Bases 1 to 627 code for a protein of 208 amino acids. The transcript has a single exon. The record is from RefSeq and is a predicted model, not a curated record. NCBI's taxonomy places the organism in Eukaryota, Fungi, Basidiomycota, Wallemiomycetes, Wallemiales, Wallemiaceae.
AUGCUCGAAACGUACUAUCCACUGAUAAUAUUUCUCUUAAUAUUCUGCAUUAAUCUUAAUGCUAUGCAGUUCCAGAAACGUAUUGAGAAAUUAGAGCUUCAUUGCUUUGAUAACAGUCUCACACACCAAAAAAUGACAAAUCCCGAUUACAAAACUCAAUCUGAUUAUCAGAAAAGUAUUGAACAACCGUCCUUAAGCAAUAAUGUAGAUCUCGAAACCAAAAGAAAUACACCACUUGGUUCGAAAAAGUGGUUGACUCCUAAAAUUAUGUUGUUUUGCAUUCUCGCAAUAACGGCGUUAACUAAUUAUAAUGUCUUUGAUAACAUAAUUACCAGAGCUACACAAAAGACUAAUGCUAAAACUUGCUUCCCACAGUACAUAACUUUGGGAGACAAUUUCUUUUUCAAAUAUGAACUGCGUGGUUCAUGCGAUGCGAUCGACGCCGUUAAGCAACUUAAGGAUCGAUUGUAUUUUGCUGUGUCACAUAUCCCUACAGAAUACAGGCGCAAUAACGCUGCAUGUCUUAAACUUAGUUACGGCAAUUAUUGGGGUUAUUUGGUUACCGAAGGCGCAGGUGACUCAGAUGAAAGCGCUGCAGCCUGUGAUGAUGGUGCUGAAAUGAUAUAG